Molecule: messenger RNA, 1025 nt
Organism: Nicrophorus vespilloides
Lineage: Eukaryota; Metazoa; Arthropoda; Insecta; Coleoptera; Silphidae
Product: G1/S-specific cyclin-D2-like
Exons: 3
Biological process (GO): positive regulation of G1/S transition of mitotic cell cycle; regulation of cyclin-dependent protein serine/threonine kinase activity; mitotic cell cycle phase transition
Cellular component (GO): cytoplasm; nucleus; cyclin-dependent protein kinase holoenzyme complex
Molecular function (GO): cyclin-dependent protein serine/threonine kinase regulator activity
Source: RefSeq, a predicted model, not a curated record
AUGCGAGGUAGUUCGACGUAAUAGAGGUACAUCCCUGAAAAUUCCCCAGGUGCACGUUUUUUUUUUGAUAAAAGGGGCGCCUGCGCGCGACUCCUCCUCCUCGCUAUAAGAAUCAACGUCGUCGGGGUGAACCUUUCAGACUGUUCCUUGCCUGCUGACGGAGCGCAACGGUUGUCAUCAUUACCAGAGCAACAACAGUACCACCACCACCACCACUCCAAUACCGACCAGCAGCAGCAGCAACCUGUGUGUGCGUGUUUCCAUAGAUACUUCUCACGAGUUACCAUCGCAACGCGACACAACAACCUGUCGGAACGGCCCCCCAAGUGCUUUUGUUUCUGUGCUCGUAGAUAGAUAGAUAGACCAAGGUGUGCGAACAAUUGUUUCCGUUUCCCUCUUUUGUUUUUGCAUAAUAGUUUGACAUAUUACUGCAAAAAAAAAACAAAAAGAGAAGAUGAAUCUUGCGUGCAACGAGCGCGUCGGUGGCGUGAAUUACGCGACGAACGACCCGGUGAUCUUCGCCGAUGAACGCGUCGUCGAACACCUCCUCGAGGAGGAGCGUCUCUACGUGCCCCCGUGCAACUACUUUGAAUCGGUGCAGACGGACAUCGAGCCUUUCAUGAGGAAAGUCGUCACAACCUGGAUGCUCGAGGUGUGCGAGGAACAAAUGUGCGAGGAUCAGGUGUUGCCGCUGGCUGUGAACUUCAUGGACAGAUUUCUGAGCGUCUGCAACAUCAAGAGGCAACAAUUGCAACUGCUGGGAGCGACCUGUCUGCUGAUCGCGUCGAAGGUCCGAAGCGCGACGACGCUCUCCAUCGAACUGCUGUGCGCCUACACCGACUACAGCGUCUCCCAUGACCACAUCUCGAACUGGGAGCUGCUGGUUUUGUCAAAGCUCCAAUGGAAACUGUCCGCCGUGACGGGCUUCGACUACGUGGAUCACAUCAUCGGCCGCUUUCCAUGGGGAAACGACAGUCAAUUAUUGAGGCGACAUUCUCACACUCUUGUCUCCAUCUGCUAUACCG